AUGAUGAUGUCCGUUGUACCGGCCUUUUCCUUUACUGAACCGGUUUCGGUUAAUCAAUUACCCGAUUUCCAAACCGGAUUUACUCCUUGGGAUCUGGACUGUUCCGAUCUCUUCUCUGUGAUCAAAUCGUCUCUCGAACCGGUCAUACCGAGUCCUUGUACUGGUGAAUCCGAAACCGGUUCCGUCAGAAUUAAUACCGGUUUUCACGACAUAAAAUCCGGUUCUGACGAAUCUUGUAUCAUUUCCAUCAAAACAAGUUCCGGUUCAGACGAUUCCGACUGUAUUCACGCCGGACCGAGCCCUCAAUCCGACGAAUCGGACUCGGACCAUAACCGGGAGAAAACGAACCGGCCGGUUUCGCAGGUGACUGACGAACGUAAGAGGAAGCGGAUGGAAUCAAACCGGGAAUCGGCGAAGCGGUCAAGGAUGCGAAAACAAAGACACAUUGAGGAUCUAAGAGACGAAGUAAACCGGCUCGGUUUAGAAAACCGGGAACUCGGAAACCGGCUCCGAAUCGUUCUCUACCACAUCGAACAGAUUAGUACGGACAACAAUCGGCUCUUGUCGGAACAAGAAAUUCUCAGACGGAGAUUCUUGGAAAUGAGACAGAUCCUAAUUCUCAGACAUCUUCAGAAUCAGCAACAAUGGGGACACAACAAUCCACUAUUGAUCAUUGAUCAUCAUCAAAUGAUAUGA
Molecule: messenger RNA, 696 nt
Organism: Arabis nemorensis
Lineage: Eukaryota; Viridiplantae; Streptophyta; Magnoliopsida; Brassicales; Brassicaceae
Source: the annotation of a GenBank genome assembly